AUGCAUGCAAUCCCGUUGCUUGUUGUCAGCUUGACCACAGUCGGAGCUGUGCACUUAUCACAUCUCGACAACCCACAGCAACACCUACUACCAGCUGCUGCACUGACUGCGCCGCCUGAAGCUACUGCCACCCUGUCGACCCUGUUACCAGAUGGCAUCACUGCAGACCCAAAGGAGCUGCAACGGCGGCAGAAGCAGGAAACGACCUUUACACUCCAAACCGUCUAUCCAGGACCUUUUACCUGGCUCACUUCUUUGGGCUCCCUGUGUGGCUUCGUGGCCAGUGACGUCCAUUGGGCCCUGUACUGCGACGUGGGACAGUAUUGCAUAACGGAUGAUCUGUUCUUGCAAUGCUGCUCAACCACCAGCGAGACUUUCUGGAUGUCGACCGGCUACUACACCGAUGCAAGCACAGGGAGGAAUACAUUGACCACGACCCUCAUAUCGACACUCUUGAUCACUAUGUCGUCGACAUUAGGCAACAACUGCACGGCGGGAUUCAAGACAUGCUAUGACUACAAUGCCACCGCCAGCUGCUCGGAUGGCUGCACCUCGACCGCGUUGGUGUGCAAUAAUCCCUACUUCCCCUAUUGCGCGUCUCUCUACAGCGGCGGCGUCACCCCCAGCUCCGUGGGGACAACGUCCACCUACCUCCCCUUCGAGUAUGGCGUCAGCUAUUUCUGCGAUACCGAGGCGUAUGGCCUACAGUACGGGGAUUAUGGAUACUGGCCAUCAGUCACCAGCACAUAUUUCUCUGUUGCAGGGGCGUCCACCAGCACAACACCAACCUUCACCCCGAAUGUCGUGCCAUACAGCCGCACUCAAGCAACACGUCCUGCGUCCCAGGCCACGCUUCUCGCUCCGACCUCCACAGUGUCGUCUGCCACUUCUUCUCGCCCAUUGUCCUCUGUCGCACGGAUGCUGGGCACCGUCUCUCUCCUGGCUCUUUGCUAUGUGCUAUCAUGA
Fonsecaea nubica is the source of this 966-nucleotide messenger RNA. RefSeq lists its product as hypothetical. The transcript has 2 exons. Bases 1 to 966 code for a protein of 321 amino acids. The record is from RefSeq and is a predicted model, not a curated record. Lineage: Eukaryota; Fungi; Ascomycota; Eurotiomycetes; Chaetothyriales; Herpotrichiellaceae.